Molecule: messenger RNA, 3313 nt
Organism: Oncorhynchus gorbuscha (pink salmon)
Lineage: Eukaryota; Metazoa; Chordata; Actinopteri; Salmoniformes; Salmonidae
Product: isotocin receptor-like
Exons: 3
Coding region: 462-1643 (393 amino acids)
Biological process (GO): female pregnancy; G protein-coupled receptor signaling pathway; positive regulation of vasoconstriction
Cellular component (GO): membrane
Molecular function (GO): oxytocin receptor activity; vasopressin receptor activity; peptide binding
Source: RefSeq, a predicted model, not a curated record
UACAUGCUACAAAGACAUCAAGGGAUGUGGAUAGCAAAAGCCCAUCUAGAAAAAGACCUGUGCGCACUAGUUGCUGUGCAUCACGUUGGAAAGGCUGUCUUUAUAAUAUGAACAUAUCUCCCAGAGUCUACGCCUAAUUGGGACACCUUACUAUUGGAUUUUACUUUGCUUUUGAUAAGCCUACCGUCCAAGAGACAAACAUGUAAACAGAACAAAACAUCUUAAUAAACUUUGCAAUAAUGGGAAAUAAUAAACAAAUGAACAAGGAACAGAUGAGGAGCCAACCAGUCACUUCACCGAUGUCUGGUACUGGAUAAUAAGCAGUGUUUUUAGGCUCCAGGUGAAACACACUAUGCAAACAGAGCGACGGAGCAUCCUAUAGUUCCAACAUUUUCGUUUCACAAAAGUACACAGAACUACGUAGAAAACGGAGUUGUGUAAGGAGGCGAGUUUACGCAUGAAUGAUGGAGGACCUUCUGCGAGACCAAGACUUGUGGGCAAUUAUAAAUGAUUCAUGGACCAACUCGAGUCGCGGUGGAAACGAGACCAGUACUGGGAACCAGUCCAUCGUGAACCCCUUGAAGCGGAACGAGGAGGUGGCCAAAGUGGAGGUGACCGUUCUUGUCCUAGUUCUGCUGCUCGCGUUGGUCGGUAACAUUUGCGUCCUUUUGGCUAUACAUACGAGCAAGCACAGCCACUCUCGGAUGUAUUACUUCAUGAAACACCUCAGUAUUGCGGACUUGGUGGUGGCAAUCUUUCAGGUCCUCCCGCAGCUUAUAUGGGACAUUACAUUCCGCUUCUACGGGCCGGACUUACUGUGCAGGCUGGUGAAGUACCUACAGGUUGUCGGGAUGUUCGGGUCGACCUACAUGCUUGUUCUAAUGUCCAUAGACAGAUGCUUGGCGAUAUGUCAGCCGCUUCGCUCUCUGCACAAGAGGAAGGACCGUUUUUAUGUGAUUGCCUCUUGGAUGCUUAGUCUGAUUUUCAGUACCCCUCAAGUGUAUAUAUUUUCGUUGAGGGAGGUGGGCAACGGAGUUUAUGACUGUUGGGGAGACUUCGUACAACCCUGGGGCGCCAAGGCGUACAUUACAUGGAUUAGUCUUACAAUCUACAUAAUUCCAGUGGCUAUCCUAAGUCUUUGCUAUGGCCUGAUAAGUUUUAAAAUAUGGCAAAACUUUAAAAUGAAAACCAGACGGGAUCAGUGUACGUCUCUGACGCCGCGGGAGUACAAAGGCGCAGCGCUCUCUCGAGUGAGCAGCGUGAAGCUCAUAUCAAAAGCGAAGAUCCGAACUGUCAAAAUGACUUUUGUCAUAGUCCUAGCUUAUAUUGUUUGCUGGACUCCUUUUUUCUUCGUACAAAUGUGGUCGGCAUGGGAUCCUGCUGCACCCAGAGAAGAUGUGGCGUUUAUCAUUGCCAUGCUACUGGCCAGCCUGAACAGCUGCUGUAACCCGUGGAUCUAUAUGUUCUUCGCUGGCCACCUGUUUCACGACCUGAUGAGGUGCUUCGUCUGCUGCUCCUCACAGUACCUGAAGGCCUCACGGUGUGGAGGAUUUGACCACCAGCAGAGCCGCAGGAGCAUUUCCACCUACGUCGUCAAGGACCAUAGCAGUCAGAGGAGCGUCACUCAGACCUCCAGCACAUGAGGAGUGAGGACCAGGGAGGAGAUGAGUUGGGGUGAGACAGGUUCUCCCAACCCCGAAAGCCAUUCUUUAUACCAGUCAGAGGAGUAUCACACAGCCCUUCAGUUCAUAAGGACCAAGGGAACACCAGAAGAGGCCUGGUGUGAGGUACUCUCUAACCUUCAAUGACCUUCUCCAUCGUACAGACUCUGGAGGAGUACCAUGAGAGGAGAGGGGGUUGGUCGGGGACCCUCUACCCCCUAAUGGACUUAAGCCCUAUUCGCACUGGACUAGUAUUACUAUAGAACGUCAGUUAUGUAAUUAUAACCCUAGAAUGUCUGUUUUUCCAGUGGAUGAUUCAGACAGGAUUAGUUUUACCAUCUGCCCCCUGUAUUUUUUUUCCUUAUUCAUAUGAUGGAAGCCUGGAGGCUGUUCUAGGCAUGAAGAUAUUUAAACUCGUCUAGCGAUGGGUCUCUUCAGGGUAUCUGGCCACCCUCAGUUCGAAAGUCAAAAUAAUAUCAAUAAGAACCAUGAAAUGUGUACAGAUAUCUAAUUAACUAACAUUUUUGACAAUUUAUUAUUGAAUGGGCACAAUAUCAUCUGGGCAUAGGGAAAGUUGAUAUAUGACAAAACAGGUCAUUCAUUUGUAGGCUACGUGCAUAGCACUUUGUUUAAAGCAUCAAUUUGUUCCCAUGUUCUUCCCAAACUGUGUGCAGUACCUAUUAAACUCUGUAAUAUCCCUUAAAACACAGGAAUGUCGAUUCACACGGGAUAUGUAGAUUUUUGGUGUUGGAAUAAUAACCUCCCCACCAAGUAAAAAUGACUGGCAUGGCAGAUUCAGAUGGGACUAAAUUUAUGUUGUUUUGUACUCGUGCAUUUAAUUACAUUACCCUAUCUCCCCCAGUGAAACGAAUCCUGUCUGAAUAGGGCUUUAGACUUUCACCACACAGACCUUCACCACACAGACCUUCACCACACAUACCUUCACCAUCAUCCAGGGAAGUGGAGUUUGCCUGGGCCAGGUACCAGCCAGAGGAGCAUCACACAGAUCUCCAGCACAUGAUGACCAUGGAGAGAGGUUGAGUUGGGUAUUCUCUAAACCUAAUAGACCUUCUUCAUGUAAGGUUGGAGGUGGGACAGGUACUCUCUAAUCAAGACAUUCAUCCAAGGCCGCAGAGUUGGGUUGGACAGGUACCCUGUAAGCCAAAAAGAGACCUUCUGCGUGCAAAGAUCUGCAGUGGGGUUGGCCAGGUACUCUCUAUUCCUGACACAAACCUCCAUCGUGUAAAGAACAGGAGUGGGUGGGCAGAUACCCUGUAAGAAACCUUGAAAGAGACCCUCAACAUUUAAGGGACAGGACUGGGGUGGCCAGAUAACCUGAAAUAUACAUUAAAAAAGACUUUAAACAUUUAAGGGACAUGACUGGGGUGGCCAGAUAACCUGAAAGAUAUCUUAAAAGAGACCCUCAACGUUUAAGGGACAGGACUGGGGUGGCCAGAUAACCUGAAAGAUAUCAUUAAAAAAGACUUUAAACAUUUAAGGGACAGGACUGGGGUGGCCAGAUAACCUGAAAGAUACAUUAAAAAAGACUUUAAACAUUUAAGGGACAGGACUGGGGUGGCCAGAUAACCUGAAAGAUACAUUAAAAAAGACUUUAAACAUUUAAGGGACAGGACUGGGGUGGCCAGAUAACC